Messenger RNA from Lolium perenne, 1958 nucleotides. Its product is annotated as beta-hexosaminidase 3. Gene Ontology annotation, biological process: glycosaminoglycan metabolic process; carbohydrate metabolic process. Gene Ontology annotation, cellular component: membrane. The record is from RefSeq and is a predicted model, not a curated record. Gene Ontology annotation, molecular function: beta-N-acetylhexosaminidase activity. Lineage: Eukaryota; Viridiplantae; Streptophyta; Magnoliopsida; Poales; Poaceae.
ACCCUCCUCACCUCACGCUCCUCCUCGUCUACCUCCUCGUCACUCGUCUCCCUCCUAAGAUAGGAGCCCAACACAAACACUCGUGCUCAUUCUCUUCCAAAUGUUGGGCGAGAAAAACAAUGGAGAUUAGCUAGAGGGUUUUAUUUUACUUGCCUCUCGCUUCCAGUAGGCGCAUUGUUCCUUCUCCUCCACCGUUUCUUCCCCCGGUACCCUGCAGCGCUUGUGGGUUCUCCAUCGCCUAGCAAGGAUGGUGCCGGCUCUGAGGCUCCUCCUUGCUUUCCUGGCGAUCGGAUCCUGCAUAGCGGCCGACCACAUCGACCUGUGGCCGAUGCCCAAGUCGGUGACCCACGGGACGCAGAGGCUCUACGUCAGCAAAGACCUCGCAAUGUCGAUGGAGGGAAGCAAGUACUCUGAUGAGAAGGCCAUCCUGAAGGACGCCUUCCAGAGGAUGGUGGGUUUGCUGAAGCUGAACCACGCCGCUGACGGUGCGAACCCAAGUUCCUACGUGCUCACCGGUGUCAACAUAGCUGUUCAUUCAACAGAAGAUGAGCUCAACUUUGGGGUAGAUGAGUCGUACAACCUGACUAUUCAUACAGUUGGGGAACCAUUGCAUGCACACAUUGAGGCUCAAACAGUUUUCGGAGCACUUCAUGCCUUGCAGACAUUUAGCCAACUGUGUUACUUUGAUUUCACAUCAAGGCUUAUUGAACUCAACUCGGCUCCGUGGAUGAUUACUGAUGCACCCAGAUUUCCUUACCGGGGUCUUCUCAUAGAUACCUCAAGGCAUUACCUUCCUCUUACGACAAUCAAAGGAGUGAUUGAUGCAAUGGCAUACAGUAAAUUGAACGUUCUCCAUUGGCAUAUCGUAGAUGAGCAGUCAUUUCCCAUUGAAAUACCUUCAUACCCAAAACUCUGGAACGGUUCAUACUCUUAUUCAGAGAGAUACACGAUGUCUGAUGCCGUUGACAUUGUACGAUAUGCUGAAAACCGAGGUGUAAAUGUCUUGGCUGAGAUUGAUGUUCCUGGUCAUGCUCUCUCAUGGGGUGUUGGCUACCCAACAUUGUGGCCAUCAGAUAGCUGCAAAGAACCGCUUGAUGUCAGUAGCAACUUUACCUUCACAGUUAUUGAUGGUAUACUUUCAGAUUUUAGCAAGGUUUUUAAGUUCAAAUUUGUCCACUUAGGAGGUGAUGAAGUCAACACAAGCUGCUGGACUGCAACACCCCACAUUAAGGAAUGGUUGAAUGAUAACCACAUGAAUGUGUCAGAUGCAUACAGAUAUUUUGUAUUGAGAACUCAAAAGAUAGCAAUAUCACAUGGCUAUGAUGUCGUUAACUGGGAAGAAACGUUUAACCACUUCGGGGAAAAGUUGGACCGUAAGACCGUGGUUCACAACUGGCUUGGAGGGGAUGUAGCACCAAAAGUGGUUGCUGCUGGGCUGAGAUGCAUAGUAAGCAACCAGGAUAAGUGGUACCUAGAUCACUUGGAUGCCACAUGGGAAGAAUUUUACAUGAAUGAACCCCUGAAAGGAAUUGACAACCCAGAACAGCAACGCUUGGUUAUUGGUGGUGAGGUUUGCAUGUGGGGAGAGCAAAUUGAUGCGUCAGAUAUCGAGCAAACUAUUUGGCCACGUGCUGCAGCUGCUGCAGAGAGAUUGUGGACUCCAAUUGAGAAGCUUGCAGAAGAUGCCAGGUCAGCCACGUCAAGACUCUCACGCUUCAGGUGCUUGCUGAAUCAGAGAGGGGUAGCUGCUGCACCACUAGCUGGGGAUGGUCGUACAGCACCAUAUGAACCUGGUCCCUGUGUAAGGCAAUAGGAUAUUCGUAGCAAAACUGGAAGUAGUAUCACAGAGGAUACACAUCAUUUCAAGAUUCAGUUUUACCAAGUCAGCAAUGCAUAUUUCAAGUGGUUCUAUGGUUGUGUAACUAUAGAAGGUUUGAGUGACUCAUUACUCUUCUUUA